CCUCACUUCGCUCACAAACAUUACCUGUCUCUUUUUCUUUCAGUGUAUUGCGAAAAACCGUAGUUUCUUACUUCCAAUGGAGAAUCAGGCUUACCGAGCUAGAUCUGCAGGCUCUAGAGGAAGAGGGAGAUAUCAAUCGGAAAAUCCUCACCAGAAUCGGAAUCCCUGGCAAAAUUCACCUCAGAAUCGCCAGUAUCGAGAAACCGGUGGGCCCCAGUCCGGCGCGCCGAGGGCGGCGAAUCCCUACCGUGAAGUUGGCGCCGGCCAAUCUGCUCAGCCAAGGUCCGAUUCAUCGCAGAACUGGCGUCAGGAUCGGCCGUCCGGCGAAGCAGGUGCGGCCCAGUGGAGGCCACCGAGGGCGGCGGGCCAUGUUGAGAAUUUCGGCCAGGGUCGAUCUUUCCUUGAUGCGGCCGUGCCCCAGUCGUCGGGAUCUGGAGGGAAUGGCGGCGAUGAUAGGAGAGGCGGUGGCGGUGGCGGUAGGGGACGCGGCGGUAGAGGUGGGGCCCAGUAUGUGCCCCGUCAAUCGAGUAUGGAGCCUGCUGCGGCGGCGACGACUUCUGCGUAUGCGUCCACAUCUUCAGAGUUGGAAAAGCUGAAGAUUUCGGACCCACCGUCCAGAUUGGGGAGCAUCGUACCAAUCAAACGGCCUGAUAAGGGAGGGCAGGCCGGCAUCCGAUCACUCCAAAUUCUUGUGAACCAUUUCCCAGUCAAUUUCGACCCCCGAAUGAAGAUCUACCAAUACAACCUUGACAUUCAGCGUGUGACACCUCACAAGCCUAGUGCUGCCACUGCAAAAAUAUCGAAAGCCGAUGCACACCUAGUGAAAGAAUAUCUCUUUGCUAAGUUCCCAACACUCUUUCCCACGCUCAACACAGCCUACGAUGGUGAGCGGAACAUCUAUAGCGCGGUGGAGCUCCAACAAUGCGGGAAGUUCCCGGUCGACGUAGCCAAGGGCGAUGACGUCAAGCCUCGUGAGUUUGUCGUUGCUGUAAAGCUGGUGGCAGUACAUGAUCUCAACACACUUUCGGAGUACUUCAACAGGACCGUGACAUGUGUUCCCCGGGAAAUCUUACAAGCUUUGGAUGUGGUCAUGCGGGAAAACCCCAGUUUAAGUCGGAUUCCGUUUGGACGGUACUUCUACUCUAAAGGAAUCGACAGGGAUCUCGGUGGAGGAAUCAUAGCUUCGACGGGAUUCCAUCAGAGCUUGAAGCCGACUGCUCGAGGUUUGUCUAUAUGCAUGGAUUACACAGUCAUAUCAUUCCGGAAACAGGUCCCAGUGCUUGAGUUUCUCAGAGAACAUCUUGGCGUUGUGAUCGAUGCGAACAUGUCCUGGACUCCCAAUCAAAGGAAGGAAGUUGAGGAAGUCUUGAAGGGAUUGAAAGUGACGGUGAAUCACCGGAAAACAUCCCAGAAGUAUGAGGUUGUGGGGCUGACCCGGGAUAACACAAACAAUGUGAAGUUUGAGAUCAACAGUGGCACGGAUUCCAAGGGGGUGCUUUUCAUUGUUGACUACUUUCGGGAUAAGUAUGGAAAGGCGGUGGUGUACAAGCGGAUCCCAUGUUUGGACUUGAGCAAGAACAAGAGGGUGAAUUACGUGCCGAUGGAGUUCUGUGAGCUGGUGGAAGGGCAGCGGUAUCCGAAGGAGUCUUUGCAUGGUGAUGUGGCUAAGGUUUUGAAAGAUAUGGCUUUGAUCAAACCGGUGAUGAGGAAGGAUUGGAUUUGUAGGAUGAUCAGAGCUAGCGAUGGGCCUAGUGGGGGAGGUAUUGCAGAUCAGUUUCGCAUUGCAAUUGUCAACAAUAUGACAGAAGUGACGGGUCGCGUUCUUAAACAGCCCGAUUUGAAAAUCCGCAAUAGCAAUGAUCAAUGCUGCAGAUACACUCCGGGAGAAGAUGGCCAAUGGAACCUGCUGAAACACAAGGUUUACGAAGGAAAGAUUGUCGACAGGUGGGCGAUUCUCGACUUCACGACCUCAUCCAAUCGCUGGUAUCAGUUAAAUGUCCAACAAUUCAAUCAGAAUAUUGUCGAGCGGGCCAAUAGGGUUGGCAUCCGCAUGAACCCACAAUUCCUCUUUUAUGAGCCAUCCAGCUUCCGCAUGCUUGAGAAUGAAAGGCAGCUCUACAAUACCCUUAAACGCAUUUGUGGACGGGCCGAAGGGAAGCCGCAGCUGCUUUUCUGCCCAAUGGAGAAGCGCCAUACGGGCUACAAUACCCUCAAGCGGAUAUGUGAGACGGAGCUUGGGAUCGUGACUCAGUGCUUUCUAACCCCUCUCGCCAACCAGGGCAAGGACCAGUACUAUGUCAACCUUGCCCUCAAGAUCAACACCAAGCUUGGUGGUAGCAACAUGGAGCUCUUCCACAGCCUUCCUUGCCUUGAUGACAAUCGCCCUGUCAUGUUCAUGGGCGCUGACGUGAACCACCCGAGCAGCCGGAGCCCGUCGGCAAUCUCGAUUGCCGCUGUCACGGCAUCGAUGAACUGGCCUGGUGCAAACCAGUAUGCAUUCCGGAUACGUGCGCAGCCCCGCCGGACUGAGAAGAUCUUGGACAUUGGCGAUAUGUGCUUAGAUCUCAUCAAGACGUAUGCCCGGAAGAAUGGCAUCAAGCCGGAGAAGAUCAUAUUUUUCAGAGAUGGUGUCAGCGAUAGCCAGUUUGAUAUGGUCCUUAACGAAGAGCUGAUUGCUAUCAAGAAGGCGAUCGAGAUGGACGGGUACCAGCCAACCAUCACGCUUGUGGUGGCUCAGAAGCGGCACCAGACACGGUUCUUCCCGAAGAACCCGAGGGAUGCUGGCAAGACCGGGAACAUUCCUCCCGGAACAGUUGUCGACAACACCGUCAUCCAUCUUGAUGAGUAUGAUUUUUAUCUAUGCAGCCACAAUGGGAUCCUUGGGACAAGCAAACCGACCCACUAUCAUGUCCUUUUCGAUGAGCACCAGUUCUCGUCGGACGAUCUUCAGAGGAUCAUAUACAACCUUUGUUACACAUUUCCACGGUGCACCAAACCGAUAUCGUUGGUCCCACCAGUUCUCUGCGCUGAUCUCGCGGCGUAUAGGGGCCGGCAAUAUGAUGACUCAACCAUGCACUCACCACAUUCAUCAGCAUCCUCUUCUUCUGGGUCAUCCUCCACGUCCUCAUCCAUGGCUUCUAUUGAGAUUAAUAACUUCCCGAAGGUGCAUGCAGAUCUCCAAAAUCAAAUGAUAUUCCUUUAAGACUCAAGGCGGGGUCAGUUUCUACAAGUGGACUGAUGGUUUAGCGGUCUGUUCUGUUGGGUCAUUCGAUGGACCAUGACCCAAAAAAUGUCCAGAUUGGAGAAUCCCAUCUGCCAAUCUAGGACCCUCUCUCUCUCUCUCUCUGUUCUUGACCAUCUACCACAGGCCACCUCCAUGGCAGAUCCUAAUAGACCAACAUCUCUAAACCGUGGGACACUUGGACAAACUGAAAGUCCACUCAGGAGCUUUAAGAGUCUCUCUUGAGGCUACAUCAGUUUUAGAGUCCUUGUUUUUAAGGGUGUUUGUGUGUUGCAUGACUAUGGUUUGUUUUCUGCAAUGGUAGUAGGAGUUUGUUUUAGGAGAGUUGUUUUAGCAGUUAUAGGUGUCUCUGUCUUGUGAUGGUUUAUGGUAGGUGUUGCUGUGUUUUAUGGACUCUGUUUGGAUUUAAUUCUACUAUGGUUUGUUGUUUUUGUUUGAAAGAUGUUAGUCUCCUAAUGAAUUUGAAGUGUUUGGAAGAUUUUCUUGUA
Messenger RNA from Magnolia sinica, 3729 nucleotides. RefSeq names its product protein argonaute 2-like. The coding region runs from base 77 to 3202 and encodes 1041 amino acids. Lineage: Eukaryota; Viridiplantae; Streptophyta; Magnoliopsida; Magnoliales; Magnoliaceae. The transcript has 3 exons. The record is from RefSeq and is a predicted model, not a curated record. Gene Ontology annotation, biological process: regulatory ncRNA-mediated post-transcriptional gene silencing. Gene Ontology annotation, cellular component: cytoplasm. Gene Ontology annotation, molecular function: protein binding; RNA binding.